Molecule: messenger RNA, 2001 nt
Organism: Trachemys scripta elegans
Lineage: Eukaryota; Metazoa; Chordata; Testudines; Emydidae
Product: scavenger receptor cysteine-rich type 1 protein M130-like
Exons: 9
Coding region: 1-2001 (666 amino acids)
Cellular component (GO): membrane
Source: RefSeq, a predicted model, not a curated record
AUGGCAUCAAACAAUGGCUCAGGUCACAUUGAGGUCCGGCUGAUUGGAGCGGACACUGCCUGCUCAGGACGUGUUGAAGUCAAACAUGGGAAAACAUGGGAGACAGUCUGUGAUUCGCACUUAGAUUUCAAAGCUGCUACCGUUAUCUGCAAUGAAUUAGGGUGUGGACAGACUGUAGCCACAUUGGAAGCAGCUCACUUUGGAGAAGGACGUGAUCUGAUCUGGAAGGAAGAGUUCCAGUGUGUGGGGAAUGAGUCUCUUCUUGAGAAAUGUCCCAGGAUCUCCCGUCCUAACACAUGCUCCCAUGCUCAUGAUGUUGGCGUAUUGUGCUCAGGGUACGGUGGGUACAGGCUGGCAAACGGCAGCACAAGGUGUUCGGGGAGAGUGGAGCUUCGCCACGGAGGCACCUGGGGAACCUUCUGUGACUCCCAGUGGGAUUUACAGGCUGCCCGCACCCUCUGCCAGCAGCUUGACUGUGGAUUUGCCCUGUCGAUUCCAGCAGGGCAGCUCUUUGGCACAGGAGAUGGGCCUGUCUGGAACGGCACUUUUGGCUGUGAGAGAAACAAAUCCCGUCUGAGAGACUGUCUUGUUACUGCGCUGAGCACAACUGAGUGUCCCCCUGGGAGCGAAGCCAGCGUGGUGUGUUCAGGGUGCCUGGGCGGCAGGUUAGUGAACGGCACCGAGUGCUCCGGGAGAGUGGAGAUCCGACAUGGAGACACAUGGGGAAGCCUCUGUGCCUCCCACUGGGAUUUGCAAGACGCCAACGUCCUCUGCCAUCAGCUGAACUGUGGAUACGCCGAGUCGAUCCGGGGAGGAUCCCAUUUCGGGGAAGGGAACGGAACCGUAUGGAGCGACACUUUUCAUUGUGAAGGGACUGAAUCCUGCCUGUGGGAUUGUUCUAGCAUGGCCCUAGGCAACCCAGCCUGCUCCCCCAGAGACACAGCCGGGGUUAUUUGCUCAGGUCGUUCUGAGGUGCUCAGACUGUUGUAUGGAGAGAGCCGAUGCAGUGGGACAGUCGAGAUUUUCCUCCAUGGUGCGUGGGGCAGAGUCCUGGAUGACCAGUGGGACAUGGAUGAUGCCAGCGUGGUGUGCAGACAGCUCCAGUGUGGAGUCGCUGAGAAAGCUUAUAACCCACCUAAGUCUGAGCGAGGAAGGGGCCCCGUGGGGCUGAAAAGUGUCCGAUGUGGAGGAAAUGAGACUCGUCUGACUCUCUGUGACAACUCCGCAUCUGAGACAGCCCAGACAGGAAUUGCUGAGGACGUCGGUGUCAUUUGCUCAGGAAGCAAGCGGAUCAGACUGGUGAAUGGGACAGGUCGCUGUGCCGGGAGAGUGGAGAUUUAUUACAAUGGCAGCUGGGGGACAGUCUGUGAUGAUUCCUGGGACUUACCAGACUCCAGUGUCGUCUGCAAACAGCUGGGAUGUGGACAUGCCAUCAAUGCAACUGUCUCUGCUCAUUAUGGGCAAGGAUCCGGGCAGAUCUGGCUGGAUGAUGUGAACUGCUCUGGGAAGGAAUCCAAUCUUUGGGAGUGUCCUUCCAUGGGCUGGGGCCAGCACAACUGCAGACACAAAGAGGACGCGGGAGUUCUCUGCUCAGAGUUCACAGAUCUGAGGCUGGUGAGCGACAGUGUCUGUGCUGGGCGGCUGGAGAUUUUCUACAAUGGGACGUGGGGCAGUGUUUGCUCCAAUGGGAUGUCUGGAGUCGCCGCAGCAAUUGUCUGCAAACAGCUGAACUGUGGGGAUGGAGGGCAGAUUGAAAAAGACUUUGCAUAUGGAGCAGGUUCUGGUCCCACAUGGCUGGACAAUGUAAUAUGCAGUAAGCAGCACAGGUCCCUUUGGCAGUGCCCAUCAGACAUGUGGAAACAGCAGUCCUGUGAUAACCGCGCAGAAGAGACCCAUAUUUCCUGCAGUGACCAGGAGAAGUUACGUGUCGUGGAAGGAGAGGACAGAUGCUCGGGGAGAGUGGAGGUUUGGUGUGACAGAGAUGACAUCAUCACUGAGUAG